UCAGAAGGAAAAAACUUUAUCAGAGUAUCUAUCUUUCCCCUUUUCUUUCUUUCUUCAUUUUAUUUUGGUCAGGGAAUUUCCAGUCCAGGGCUAGGGUUUAAGGUACAGGGACUAGGGUGAAAUCGGAGAUGGCGAUGACACAGUGGUGCAGCACAGCAGCGAGGAGACUGAUGACUGUUAUGGAGCAACGAAUGUCAUUUUCAUCUUCAGCUGCCCCGUCGGCGGCGAUGGGAGGUCCGAUCCUUUGCGGACGAGGGGACAAGAGGACGAAGAAAGGGAAGAGAUUCAAAGAUUCAUAUGGAAAUUCAAGACCUAAAAAGGAGAAGAAAAUUGAACGCAUCAAGGAUAAAGUUGAGGUCCCCAGGUCUACACCUUGGCCUCUUCCUUUCAAACUCAUUUGAUUUCUAAGCUUUUUUUAUUUUCUGUACCCUUCAAAAAUCUAGUCUUGUUUCUAUUUGCAAUGCUCUGAUAAGAAGAUAGAUUAUGUUUUUCUUAUGAUGAAUCUGAAUGUAUUGACGUCUGGGCAAAAUUGAGUUUCAAUUGCUUUGUUU
This is a messenger RNA of Solanum stenotomum, 551 nucleotides long. RefSeq names its product 30S ribosomal protein S31, mitochondrial. The transcript has a single exon. The record is from RefSeq and is a predicted model, not a curated record. NCBI's taxonomy places the organism in Eukaryota, Viridiplantae, Streptophyta, Magnoliopsida, Solanales, Solanaceae. Gene Ontology annotation, biological process: plastid translation. The coding region runs from base 129 to 401 and encodes 90 amino acids. Gene Ontology annotation, cellular component: plastid; ribosome.